Molecule: messenger RNA, 771 nt
Organism: Raphanus sativus (radish)
Lineage: Eukaryota; Viridiplantae; Streptophyta; Magnoliopsida; Brassicales; Brassicaceae
Product: oleosin G-like
Exons: 1
Coding region: 56-646 (196 amino acids)
Biological process (GO): lipid storage
Cellular component (GO): membrane; monolayer-surrounded lipid storage body
Source: RefSeq, a predicted model, not a curated record
ACACAGAACAAGCAAGUGAAAAAAAAACAAGACCAAAAUCCACGUGUUUGCAUGCAUGCUCCUUUACAUCCAGAACUUGUCUCCAUUUGUUUCACCCUUUCCGCUUCCUCUUUCUAUCUCACACUACACACCUCUCUAUGACUCUAUCCUCUCGGAUAUGGACCCUAGCCACAUCCAACAAAGACCCUACGGCUCAACCACCGUCCCCUCUCGCGGCAACAACAUGAACCAUCCAAUCGCAUCUUUCCUCCGUCAGCUACAAUCACAAUCUCCUGAGCACUCCCGCCAGCGCUUCGGCCUUCUUGCAUUCUUUAUCUCCGGUGGAAUCCUCCUCUUACUCACCGGAAUCACCGCCACAGCUUUCGUCCUAGGAUUCAUCGCUUUCCUUCCGAUUAUCAUUAUCUCAAGCCCUAUAUGGGUCCCUCUGUUCCUCCUCGUUACCGGAUUCUUAUCCGUUGCCGGAUUCCUAUUCGGUACUGCGGCUGUCGUGUCGUGGACGUACCGGUAUUUUAAAGGCAUGCACCCUGUGGGGUCGGAUCAAGUGGAUUAUGCUCGGAGUCGGAUUUAUGAUACGGCGGCUCAUGUUAAAGAUUAUGCUGGUGAGUACUUCCAUGGUAAGUUUAAAGAUGCAGCACCUGGUGCAUGAAUAGCUUUACCGGGGUAUGGUUUGGUUUCAUGUACAAAUUAAUCUUUAUUUAUGUUUUCAGCUAUGUUGUUUUUGUUUUGUCUCUUUAAUUUGGUACGGACAUCAAUUAUGUAUAGUAAGAUCGA